Messenger RNA from Pogonomyrmex barbatus (red harvester ant), 1887 nucleotides. It is a transcript of the gene XRCC1, whose product is annotated as DNA repair protein XRCC1. NCBI's taxonomy places the organism in Eukaryota, Metazoa, Arthropoda, Insecta, Hymenoptera, Formicidae. Gene Ontology annotation, biological process: single strand break repair; base-excision repair. Gene Ontology annotation, cellular component: nucleus. The record is from RefSeq and is a predicted model, not a curated record. Gene Ontology annotation, molecular function: damaged DNA binding.
GAAAAAAAGCAUUGUGUGCCGCUGGCUUUAGUCGAGAAUUUGAUAUUUUUACCGCGCGAGGUCUCCAGAGCGAUUCGAAAAUUGUUCGCCCUUUCUGUUAAAUGAAUUUUUCUGUUAUGAUAGCUUCCUUCCACAGCUGAUCUAUAUAUGCCCGGUUCGUCGACGUUCGGCCGUAUAAUGUAGAUUAUAGGAAUAUUGAACCAAAUAUAAACGCUUCAGAAGUUUUGGCGAUAUCUUGCUCAUCUUAAAUUUGCAACAAAUCACAAAUUUUUACCUAUCCUGCGGUUAGUACAUAAUAAAAUAAAUUUAGAAAGAUGAUCGUCAAAUUCGAAAAGAUAAUAAGUUGUUCUUCGGAACACCCGUCGUAUCCUGCCGCCAAUCUUCUCCAACGUAACUCAGAAAAUUGGAAAGCUACGUGGAGAUGUGGUAAGCCGGGAGAAAUGUUGGCACAUGUCAUUUUUCAACUUACUGAACCUUGUUACAUCACGGGAGUCGAUAUUGGUAAUUAUCAGAGUUGUGUCGUGAUCAUUACCGGAUCUACGUCCUCAGAGCCUGACAACUGGCUAGUCAUUGUGAACCACAAAUUUAUGACAAACGAUGAAGCUGCAAACAAUAAGUUUAAGGAUCAAGUUCAAUUAUUUACUAAAAGGGAAUUAAAUCCAGACACUUUGAAGAUUAAAUUUGACCGAAUCAAGGUUACUUGUAUGCAAUCAGCAAAUUUGAAAGUGUUGUUUGGAUUAUCAUACAUUAUUUUAAGAUCGGACCUUACGAUUGAUUUAGGUUUGGAUGCAUUUGGCAAGUUUAAAUUUAAACAACCACAUGUCAUUAAGACGCCCAUGGAAAUGAUGAAAGAAAAAAUCCUCAGCAAGGUAGAAGAUAAAACAAAUUAUAAGAAAGAAUUACAUGAACAAAUAAGAAAAAAUUCAAUGGAGAAUUUUGUUAAAUGUCAAGAAGAGCAAAAAAUUACAAAAAGACCGUUAUUGGAAAAGUUAGAAGCUGGAGAAGCUGAUCAGAUUUUCGGGAAAAAUAAAACGCAAUCACAAAGUACGAAAGAUAAAGAUAUAUCUCAAAAUUUUCAAAAUAACAAAGAUGUAUCAAAUAAAAAAGUAGUGAGAACUCCUUUUGGAGAUGUUGUACCUUCGGUAAACAUGGAUACUAAUAAAAAUAAUAACAAUACUGCUCACAGUCUUUCAAAUUCUAAGAAACGCUCCUUGAAUAAAUUGAAAGAUUCAUCGAAUACAAAUGUUGAUGAGAAGAAGAAACAAAAAUGUUCUGAAUGUUGCAUGGAUUCGCAGGAUCGAUUAUGUGUCACUUGUCAAAGAUUACCACAGCCUAAAAAUAUAAAAAAUGCUACUUUGAAAACAAGUAAUGUUUCUGCAAACCUCAAGAAACCGUUCAAGGAAUUAUUCAAUGACGUUACAUUUUCUCUUAGUGGAUAUGUUAAUCCACAAAGAGAUGAAAUUAGAAGAAAAGCUCUUGCUAUGGGCGCCAGAUAUAUUCCCGAUCCAAAUACGACCAAUAAAAAAUGCACUCAUUUGAUAUGUGCUUUUAAAAAUACGCCAAAAUACCAACAAUUUAAAAAUCACACAAAAAUUGUCUCUCAUACCUUCAUUGAAGAAUGUUUUGAUAAGAAGAAGAGAUUUUCUUGGAGACGAUAUGCUUUAGACCAAAAAGACAGCGUGCAGCCUGAAAGCGAAGAAGAGAUUGAUGGUGAUCAAUCAGAAUCUGCAUACGAUGUGGACACUGAUGCUGAUUCUGAUUAUUAACAUUUUAAUUGAAUAUACAUUUGAUUUUUUAUUUCUCUAAAUACUUACUAUUUUUAUGACUGAUUGUAACUGACAUUUUCUUUCAAUUGUUAAUAAAUAUAUUUUGAUAUACAUAUGUAAA